GUAAACGUGGUCUCUAUUCUAACCCAGCACCGCUAACACAUCACUAAACGAAUCAAAGGUUGAGCAAUUGAGCCUGAGGAUUAGGUUCGAGUUGAGUAGGUGCAACUAGUGUGCUAGGCUAGCACAAAAAAAGGCGCACUUCUAGCAUCCCCAGCCAGAACCCAGCGCAUGCGCGCACACAGAAACCCAAUCUACAGGCGUGACUCAUGAAUUUCUGAUAUAUAGCUCUUCUGAGAUAUUUAUAUAUAUUAUUAUUAGAAUUGUUUUUACAAAUGGCAACUGUACAUAAAUCUAUAUGGACGUUGAAACGCUUUGGACGUUUUUUGCCUGGGACCAAAGAAGACGGCGGUAAUCCAUGGAAGAUGUUUGAGCCCAGUGAAAGCGCGGGUGAAUUGAUGCUCACCAUUGUGGAAUCUGGUCAUAUGUUGGUGUCCCAAGGCCACGAUCUUCUGGAUGGGUUUUCCUUACUUGAUGCUCCAAGCUACCUCAAAGUUCAGCAGAAAUCAGAUACCCUGCUGUUCCGUCUGACUGUUAAGGGGGAGAGCCGUCUGAUCAGGAUGCAGUUCAGUGGCAGCAGGGCUGAGGCCCUGGAGGAGUGUAGCAGUGCAGUACUCAGACUGAAGGAGUACCUGCCUGUCACCACACAGAGGGGGCCCCCACCACCACCACUCAGCUGCCCCCCAACACCCAAUCAGCCCCCUACCAAGACCACUGCACAGAAUCAACAGGCGGGUGCUGGGGAGGCUAUGGCUACUGAACCGGAGGUCGUCCAGGGCUCUUUAUCCAUCAAACGUCUUACCCAGCACUUCCUGGGCGAGCAUGGUCUGUCCUUGCCCCUGGUGUACCGCCACAGUUCUCUGUCCCGUGGGGAGCUGGAGCCCUUUGUCCGCCUGUGUCUCUUGGACCCCAGCUUCCCUGCCUUGGUGGAGGAGGUGGAGGGGGAGCUGAGGAGGGUGCUCCAGGACUGAGGAGCUGAAGCUCAUCAACACAAACAGCAGAGAGAGACAGGUCAACUCACUACACACGGUACACAUGUGGGAGGUGGGUUGGGGGAUGUGUUGUUCUUCAUGCUGCUGAUUUUGUAAAUGUGUGCUGGAACAUAGUGACCAUUGUGUUGUAGGAGGAUAUUUAAACCGGCAUAAAUGUUGCGGUUUCUAGAAAGGAUUUUCGAGGCAAAGAAACAAAAUGUAUUUUGGAGCCUUUUAUUUUCAAAAAUGUAUUGGUCUCGUAUGUUAUUGGUCUGAUGUUUUAUUGUGGCUAGAGAUACCGUAGCUCCUUCCAUUUCCAGCCUAAUGUCGGUCCAUUUGCACUGCAAUACACAUGGAUACACUGUAUUUAUAGGACAGGAGUCAUGCAGCUACAGCAGUGCAUUUUGCUAUACCAGCUUCCAAGUGAUCCCACAAUAUUAAAGCUUCACUGAGAAAAACAAACUACCCCCAAUAUAUCUAUAUAUGAAUACAUAUUGCAUAGGAUAAUAGCCAUGCUGUACAAUUUCAGAAAAAUAAAAAUGAAUGAAUUAA
Molecule: messenger RNA, 1520 nt
Organism: Oncorhynchus kisutch (coho salmon)
Lineage: Eukaryota; Metazoa; Chordata; Actinopteri; Salmoniformes; Salmonidae
Gene: rec114
Product: REC114 meiotic recombination protein
Exons: 6
Coding region: 273-968 (231 amino acids)
Source: RefSeq, a predicted model, not a curated record